CUGUUGCGCCGGGAAGCACAUGUCAACAUGAUUUACACCCAAACACCCUAGGCAGUGACGGUAACCCAAAGUAGAAUGGUGGAUACCAGCUGGGAAAUGGUACCCCUGAAAAUCCUCUCCGAGUUUCCUUAAAUGGGCGCGCCAGUUCGUUCCUUCGGUUGUGUUCCCAAGCAUCUCCUGGGCUCGUCUUGCUCUGUUCUGUCUUUUUCGCCUGUCAACCGCCCUCCUUGACUUGACAACAUGUGGGCCUCAGUGACGCCUAGAGAUGGGGUCGAUCUGGGAGUGCCCCAAACGUGCUUCCAGCUAUGUGAUGAUGCCUUUCUGGAAUCUAAAUCUCUUCUGACUCGUCAAGACUUAUGUGCAACUGACGGCCCCCUUAUCCGAGAGUUCGACUCUUGCAAUAGCUGUAUCAAGAAUGGGACCACAACUGAUUCGGCUUAUGCUGUCGCCUACCAAAAAUACAUUGAUCCUUACUUCGGUGAUAUCCUUCGACAAUGUAUCGACCUUGGGGCAACAGUUACUCUCUCACUUGGCCCGCCCGAGCCAGUGGCCACCACAGUGGUUGGCACCAUUGCAACUCAACAACCAACGAGCACGACGGGAGUUGAAGCAUCAAACCUACACACACUAACGGCGCCAUUCGACCCAACUGCAACUGCUGGAGCCUCACCAAGCAGCGCCACCGGCACCAGCUCGUCCAUUGACGCGUCUUGGUUGACUACCGACCAGGCCAUCCAGACCAACAACUAUGUUUUGCUUACUGGAGAAACCAUCACGGUCACCGAGCUUGUGAUCGCAACAAUCACACGUGCCGACUGGACUGGCUGGCAUACUAGCGACAUAUCCACUCGCUCAACUAUACCUGCAGGAGGCUACGGCACCCGUAAAACGACCCCUUUGUCACCAACAGGGGCUAGCCAUUCGGGCUCAAAGAGUGUUGCUGGUUGGGUUUGGGCCGUCAUAGCUAUCGCUGCUGCCAUCGUUCUUGGAGCACUGGUCGUUUCCUUUGUGCUUAUCAGGAGAAAGAAAUCCAAGAAAGCGAGGCAUCUACGGUCUAGCUCCGGCAGUACACCUGAACUGCACGGUACCAGCGGGGCGGGAAGCAGAACGGAACUAGAUAGCAAAAUCAGCUCGGCGGAGUUACAUACCGAUAAACUACCACCAUCGGAACUUGAUUCAAAAGUGCCGCCAGUGGAAAUGGAUACGGAAUUCCGAUUCGAGUUGCCAACGGAAUACAACAAGGAAAGGGAUUUCGUGGAGGAGACCAUAACACCGAUCAGCACAUGCACUGACGCCACCCGGAUCCCAGCGUCACCCCUUGAGGAACAAAAAGUCCUGGUCACGCCCGGGCUCAACCUGCGAAGCAAAGAAGAGCUGCAGAGUCAUACUAAGCCUUCAUGAGUACGAUUUGUUACAAUUAGCCUUCAGAAAUAAGAUACCCCACUUGAACCUU
Messenger RNA from Neurospora tetrasperma FGSC 2508, 1453 nucleotides. RefSeq lists its product as uncharacterized. The transcript has 2 exons. The record is from RefSeq and is a predicted model, not a curated record. The coding region runs from base 241 to 1401 and encodes 386 amino acids. Lineage: Eukaryota; Fungi; Ascomycota; Sordariomycetes; Sordariales; Sordariaceae.